AUGAAUGACGACUUCAGGGAAAAGGUGGUGGAUUUGAUCGGGUCUUACCAAUAUGAAGACAAUCAGCCUGGAGAUAAUGAUGCUUUUGCCAGAGAACCGUAUGUUCUGCGAUUCAGAUCUCAUACAACAGAGCUGGAAGAUUUGGUGCUGAUACCAGUUCACACAAAGCCAGAUGAUGCAGAGAAGGAAAUUGACGAACUGUGUGAUGUGUUUAAAGCUGUCAAGAAGAAAUGGGGCACUAAAAACAUUAUGAUUUUGGGGGACUUCAACGCAGAUGGCACAUAUCUGUCUGAGGCAGCCAAGAAAAGAACCAGAAUCUGGGGGAGGAACUUCCAUUGGUUGAUCAAGGACGGUGUGGACACCACAGCCAGCAACAACAAUAAACAUACUUACGAUCGGAUUGUGGUAUAUGGAGACGAAAUGCUGAAUUCUGUUGUUCAGGACUCUGCGAAAUCAUUCAACUUCCAGAAGGCCUACGAACUGACAGAUGAGGAUGUAAACAAGAAUCAUUUGAACUGAUAUUUAAUCACACUUACC
Molecule: messenger RNA, 537 nt
Organism: Onychostoma macrolepis
Lineage: Eukaryota; Metazoa; Chordata; Actinopteri; Cypriniformes; Cyprinidae
Product: deoxyribonuclease gamma-like
Exons: 5
Coding region: 1-519 (172 amino acids)
Biological process (GO): DNA catabolic process
Cellular component (GO): nucleus
Molecular function (GO): DNA nuclease activity
Source: RefSeq, a predicted model, not a curated record